Molecule: messenger RNA, 1397 nt
Organism: Solenopsis invicta (red fire ant)
Lineage: Eukaryota; Metazoa; Arthropoda; Insecta; Hymenoptera; Formicidae
Exons: 4
Coding region: 251-994 (247 amino acids)
Source: RefSeq, a predicted model, not a curated record
UCGAAAGAGAGAGAAAAGGAUCUUUCUCGCUAUGACCUUUGAAUGGAUAAACACAGGACUAAAGUGAUAAAGUUUAAAUAUAAAUAAAUAUAAGUAACAGAUUUCGCCUACGGUUUCGCAUUUUAAACGACACACGAGAGAGGAUUAUUUAACUCACCGUUACGAGCGUUUCAAUCCUGGCCUUUUCGAAAAAAAUCUAUUUUUUGUAUGAACGGUGAUCGUUCCUUGAAUUUGGGAAACAGGCAUAGUUAUGGUUAUUGUUUUAUGCACGCGGUUAAACACGGCGAUCGAGGUUGAACGAUCACGCGAAAUUUAUGCUAACUUGAGAAGCAUAUUGAUAAUCUUAGAAAUGGAACAAUCUCAGGAUUACAAAAGCGAGAAAAAUAUAAAGCUUCGUUUAUCAGAUGAGAUGAGUUUCGACCGUUUUCUGUAUGAGGGUACAGGCUAUCUGAGCAUGAUAAAUAAUUUGAACAGUUGGGUCACGCCGAAUAACACGAAGAAUGUGAUUUUGCGAAAGACUUUGAACACUCUCGGAAGGGUACAAUUUCAAUACAAAAGGAUGCUACGUAUGCGUAAUCUACUCCUUAACGGAAUAGUAGCGAAUGAUAUUCGGGAAGAUAUCGUUAUUUCUACUGAUAACGUGGUUCGAGAAACCGACGAGCUGAGAAUCGGUACCGCAAAUGAAUACGACAUAGAUGAGUACGAAGUAAUUGGAUUUUAUGAUUGGCAAAGUGAAACGAAGAUACGCACCGCUUUGAUGGAGAUGAUCAAUUUGCUGAUCGACAAGAUUUACUAUGCAAUUAUCAAAAGAUAUAUGACGCUGUGUUCCAUGCUGAAGAAGUAUUGCAAGAGAGCGACACAAUUUUUGCGCAGUAAUAGAAGAAUCCUGAAAUCUAGCAAGCUUCGUCGAAGACAAGGGCAAAAUUCGUGCUGCAAAUAUCAUUUCUUAAAGCAAUUCAUUGCCACUUGCCAUUAUGUCUCAUCGUUAUAUUAAACAAAGUAAAAACUAUAAUGACAUCAUGAAAAACACAUAAUUCUAAUUAAUGUAUUUUAAUCCGUACACAUCAAUAGUAUCGAUUAUUUUUAAUAAGGCGACAAUUUUUUACAAUAUUUUUGUUUAAAUGUUGCUUUGUACAACUCAGCUUUACUUUUAAAACGAAAUAUUUUUUGAUGUAACAAACAUAAAUAACGGAUAAGACAUUACACAGAAAAAAAUUUUUUAUAUUUAAUUAUACUUAAUUAUUAAAUGUAAUUACAUAUAAAUUUAUAUAAUUUUCUCUCUCUCUCUCUCUCUCUCUCUCUCUUUCUCUCAAUACCGAUAUUAAGUAGUAUCAUAAGAUAGUAUCAUAAGAUAAAUUCAAUGUAUCAUAAGAUUAAAUUAAUUAUAAGAUUGAUUU